AUGGCGAAGCCCAACAAGCAACUCCCAUCUCCACAGGCCAACACAAUGGCGGACGCCACGCGUGACUAUGAAGGCUGCGGAGGGGGGACCGACACACUGACAGGGCUGAAUGCAAUCUUCGACGCCAUCUGGGCGAAACUAGAAGCCAGAGAGAGGCAGGCUAAAGCACAAAGGAACCUAUACAGGGAAAGUCCCACAAGUCUCCGCCACAGCCGAGCUAAACUUCGCUCAACAGACAGCAAACAAAGAUGGCGCCGAAGACAGAGACAUCUCCCGCCUGCCCGCAAGCGCUUAUACCGAGCGGCAAUACCACCACGAGAAGACCUGCUUGGUGCCUCUGCCGUAAUGAACCCUGGCUAG
This is a messenger RNA of Pelobates cultripes (western spadefoot toad), 360 nucleotides long. NCBI's taxonomy places the organism in Eukaryota, Metazoa, Chordata, Amphibia, Anura, Pelobatidae. The record is from the annotation of a GenBank genome assembly.